Symbiodinium natans is the source of this 1104-nucleotide messenger RNA. Lineage: Eukaryota; Dinophyceae; Suessiales; Symbiodiniaceae. The record is from the annotation of a GenBank genome assembly.
AUGCAGGGAGGGGGAGGGGAAAGGGAACGCCAGGAGCGGGAGUCAGGAGGGGAAAGGGAACGGCAGGAGCGGGAGGGCGGGAUGGGGACGUCGGCCAUCAAGCAGCUGCCUCCUUUGCUGACCAUGCUCGUGGUUGGCUUUGCCCUGGGCAACUUGCCCUUCUUGGGCGAGCAUGUGGGCCAGAAGGUGGAUGCGAACUGGUCGGCAGCCAUCAGGCAGUCUGCUCUCGUCCUGAUCCUCCUACGUGCUGGCAUGGCCCUGGACAUGAACGCCUUGCAGCGGCUUCGCUUCGUGGUCCCACGUUUGGCAGCUGCACCCUGUCUGGCGGAGGCGGCCACGGCAGCAGCCUUGGCGUCGGCGUUGCUGGACUUCCCAGUGCUUUGGGCCGCGAUGUUGGGCUUCGUGGUGGCAGCCAUCUCUCCUGCUGUGGUGGUGCCCUCGCUUCUGUCUCUGCAGGAGCAGGGGUAUGGCGUCAGCACUGGAAUUCCCAGCCUGGUGGUCGCUUCUGCGCCGCUGGACGACGUCCUCUCGAUCGCAGGUUUUGGCAUUUGCCUCGGCUUAUCUCUCACCGAAGAAGCGCCCAUCAUGAGCGCUCUCAGGGCUCCGCUGGAGAUCGUCUUGGGCCUGAGCUCUGGAAUGUUCGGCGCCGCUUUGCUGGUGGUGCUGAUGCCCGCUAGCAAGGACAAAGCGCCUGCUGGCGGCCCUGGACGUGAGGAGCGCCUGUUAUCACUGCUGGGCUUGGCGUUGACCUCUGCCUUCGGCCUGGGCCAGGCCGGCUUCUCAGGUGCUGCUGCACUGGCAGUUCUGGCCCUCGGAGCUGGCGUGGCGCGAGGAUGGGAAGAGGAAGCCAAGCCCGUCGCAGCCGUGGUCACCGAAUUGUGGACCAGGUUAGCACAGCCGCUGCUCUUCAGUCUGGUGGGAGCAUCGGUGGAUGUCCGAACCCUGGAGUCCAACAUCCUGGGAAGCGGCCUUGCCAUCUUGCUAGGUGGCGGCGCCGUACGCUUUGCGGCUGCAGCUGCAGCGACCUCCGGCCGUAACCUCCGCUGCGAGGAGAAGCUGUUCACUGCCAUUGCCUGGAUGCCCAAGGCGGCCCUGUUGCAGUGA